AACAGGCUGCAGGACUGAGAGUCUCCAGGUGUUUCUAAUGAGUUUAAUCAGAGCAGAGCCUGAGGAGCUUCAUCAGAUCACAGCCUCUGCUUCUGCUGCAGGAAACAUGGACCUCACAACGUCUCUCAGGACUCUUUGGCUCUGCCUGCUGCUGUCUGCCCCUGGGGAGGGGUUUCCUGCAACAAGCAGAGACUACGUAUACCCCUACACGGCUGCCUGGGGCUCUGGAAGAUCCAGCCCUCGCUUUGGAGGCCCUCCUCUGAACCUGCAGUAUGGAACUGCCCCCCCAGAGGACAGCAGCCAAACUGGAAACCAGUCCCCGUCCGACUACGUAUACCCCCCCACUGAGGCGUGGGGCUCCAGUGGAGGAUCUGAGCCCCCCUCUGGUGGUGGAGCUCCCAGUGCGGCUCCACCCAGUUACGAGCCGAACAAGUUCAUCGAGACUUGGGAUUCAAACCAACCCUCCAGUGCUGCUGCAGUCCAGUCCCAGGAUGAAGGGUCCGGCAGCCCCACUGCUCCCCCUCCUGGAUUUAAGGUUCCCAUCGUCUGGGAUCAGCCUCCCUCUGAACCUGGUCCCGCCGGGACCUCCGAUGAGGGUGCCGGUGUGGCGACGUCCCGCCUGGUCCACAGCGUUUCUCCUGCUGCCUGGAACCAGCUUCCAAUGUUGGACUUUGGUGAAGGACCUGUUCCGUACAUCGGGGCUCCUGGAGGGUACCACUUGGGUCCUGGAUCCUUUCCUUUCGGCAUCAUUGAGUCUGUGGAAAGCGGCAUUGCAGAUGGUACUGCAGCUGGAUUUGUUGAUGGACCCGUUCCCUCUGACGGUGCCACUCGUUACACAAACGCAGACCCGACAGAAGAAGGUCGGACUGGUGGAAACACAGCUCUGGUUGGUGGGUUUGUAGAUGGACCCUAUGACGGUGCCACUCGUUACACCAACGCAGCCCCGACAACCGGUGGUCAGACUGGUAGUAACCCAGCGUCCACCGGUAGACUUGAUGAAGGACUUGAUCCCAGAGGUGGACAACCUACUGGUUUUGCUAACCCUAACCCAGUGACAAAAGACAGUCAGACUGGUAGUAACCCAGUGAUGUCCUAUGAUUAUGGAGGUUUUCCUUUCGGACACAUGGACUCUGCAAACAAAGACGUUGCAGAAAGUAACACCCCGGCCUCAGGAUUUCAUGAUGGACCUGAUCCCUAUAGUGGUGCUACUCAAUACUCCAACGCAGGCUACCCAGUGACAAACGACGUUGUGACAGAAAGCAGAGCGAUCCCGAGCUCGGCUACCAGCUGGACGGUUGGUGGACCGGAUCCUAAAGGCGGUCCUGCUUUGGGCGUCUUGUUCGGUGCUGAUUCUUCACCAUCCAGCUCCAAUGGCCAAACGUUUGUUAAGCAGCCUGUAGGGGGCGCUGACGAACCACCCUACGACCCGUAUCGUGACCCAGCCGUCGGGUUUUCCUGGGUCGGCACCUCGCUCAUCAAACCCAACAACUGGAGGCCACAGAUCCAGGGUCCCGGCCUCUGGGAACCGAACACAGAGACGCCGGCGAGCAACAUAUCCCCUCCGCUGCCUUCGUCCUACAUCGUCCAGUCCAGGAGCGGCUACUGGCGGCAAAAGGAAGUCCUAUCCCACACCAGUUACUCCCCAAAGUUUGAAUCCCGGGACUUUGAAGCACCGAGGAGGCGGACGGCACCGGGGAGUCUUUCCAUUGCAGGAACCAAGGUCUUCUGAGGUACACCGCACACCCGUUUAAGCUCCACAUGCACGGGGACUUUAACGCUGGAGAGAUGAAGAGGUAACUCUUUAGUUGCACAAUAAAUACAGAAUAAAUGACUCGCUGCAUGUAAAGCACAGAGAUUAUUUACUGCUAUAAUCCAAAAACACACGGAGGAAUCCCAUUGGUCCAGAGAGAUGCUGCCUUCAGGGACCAACACAGAAACACCAUUUUAUUGAUUCAUGACUAACCUUUGACUUUUUC
Messenger RNA from Eleginops maclovinus (Patagonian blennie), 1976 nucleotides. Its product is annotated as nascent polypeptide-associated complex subunit alpha, muscle-specific form-like. Bases 38 to 1729 code for a protein of 563 amino acids. The record is from RefSeq and is a predicted model, not a curated record. NCBI's taxonomy places the organism in Eukaryota, Metazoa, Chordata, Actinopteri, Perciformes, Eleginopidae. The transcript is spliced from 10 exons.